AGUCAUGUGUCAAUGUCAAUUCUGACUGGUAUACUAAUGCGCUGCUCUUUAUUAUUAGAUGGCUGUGACACAACUGACAACAGGGAAAUUUUAUUAGUUUCCCCUGCCCAGAAGAUUUUCUAAGUUUCUAACAGUUUUCCUAUAACUUGAAGCGAAAAGAUGAUCACAUCUUCACUACUCGGCAGCCUCCGAGUUGCCCGGGCCUCGGUCGUGGUCACAAGGAACUUGGCAGCAACCUCAAAAGCUACAGAUCCCAUUCAACAGCUCUUUUUAGACAAAAUUAGGGAAUACAAACAGAAAAGCGCAGGUGGUAAGCUAGUAGAUCCCAGUCCUGCCGUUCAAAAGGAGUUGAAGAAUGAAUUGGAAAAGCUAGAAAAACAAUUUGGUGGAGGAUCCGGUGUAGACAUGACAGCAUUCCCUUCUUUUAAAUUUGAAGAUCCCAAAUUGGACUCAAUUAAUGAACAAGCCCCCGCUAAGAAGUAAACUAACUAGUUGUAUUGAAUGGUAAAUAAGCUGCCGUGUUAGGUAAUAAAUGAUAAAUUAAA
Pieris napi is the source of this 545-nucleotide messenger RNA. It is a transcript of the gene ATPsynCF6, whose product is annotated as ATP synthase-coupling factor 6, mitochondrial. The record is from RefSeq and is a predicted model, not a curated record. NCBI's taxonomy places the organism in Eukaryota, Metazoa, Arthropoda, Insecta, Lepidoptera, Pieridae. Gene Ontology annotation, molecular function: proton transmembrane transporter activity. The transcript is spliced from 3 exons. Bases 160 to 483 code for a protein of 107 amino acids. Gene Ontology annotation, biological process: proton motive force-driven ATP synthesis.